AUGCUCUGUUCGGUCAAACCUCAUAUCCAGCUCGAUAACCAGGGAAUCCACUCCGAGUCCGCAACAAUCACAUGCAUCGAUUUUGUAGAUGAAGAUCGAUGCAUCAUCACCUGCUCCGAGGAUGGUUCCAUCCAAGUUCGGAAGGCGGAUACAGGUGAAAAAGUGGGUAACCCCUGGACAGAUGAAGGAAGUGGAGGUAUCCACGCCAUGGCAGUAUCGCCAAAAAAGCAAACGGAAGUCGUAACCGGCAGCCAAGAUGGUAGGAUACGCCUGUGGGAGGUGGACACCAGGGAAAUGACCAGAAGAUCGAGGCAAGCUCACAGCCUCGCAAUCCUGUCUGUCUGCUGGAGUCCGGAUGGAUUCCAAAUUGCCAGCGGGUCUGAAGACGGAACGGCGUUCAUAUGGGAUAUCAACCAAGACGAUAUCGUUGGACAUCCUAUCAGAACUAACCACCCACAUGUAUACGCAGUAUGCUAUUCACCUGACGGUAAAACGCUCGUGACGAGCGGAUGCAACAACAUGAUCACUUUCUGGGACGUCAGUACAAGGAAGGCGCUCCGCUUUGUAGAAGCAUGCGAUUUAUCGCAGCAGGUCCAUUGCAUCGCAUGGACUUCAUGCGAUAGAAUUUUCCUGGGAUGUAGUGAUGGAAUCGUACAGGCAAGAGGUAAAGCCGAAGGAAAGGUCGCCCGUCUAGGCAAACGUACUGGUCCUAUCUGCGCCAUCGUCUUGUCUCAAGACAAGCUUUUAUUGGCGGCCGCUUCUCUCGAUAAUACCAUCUCCCUAUGGAAUCCAAAAACCAACAAGUCAGUUGGUCGACGAUUGUAUCGUCCUACGGGCUUAAGGUGCGCGGCUUUCGCAAGAAACAGCAGACUGUUCGCCGCCAGUGGUACCGACAAUGUGUGUAUCUGGUAUCUUCAGGCGCUGUCUAGGGAUGCCAAUAGCGCAUCGCCUCUCAAUCCAAGACAAUGGUAUGAGCGUUACAUAGCGCAGUGGAGUUCCUUAUUCAGAACUGUUGCCCAAGUCGCUGGGAAGGCAUUUGGUCGCCUGAGAUCAUUUUCACUCACGCGUGCCGCUGGCCUGGGAGUGGGGCACGGUGCACGAGAAAACUAUUUGCAUGGCCGUCAAAGCCCUUCACUUGACAAGCAGGAAAGUGCAGUGCACCUGUUAGAAUAA
Molecule: messenger RNA, 1173 nt
Organism: Suillus plorans
Lineage: Eukaryota; Fungi; Basidiomycota; Agaricomycetes; Boletales; Suillaceae
Product: WD40-repeat-containing domain protein
Exons: 3
Coding region: 1-1173 (390 amino acids)
Molecular function (GO): protein binding
Source: RefSeq, a predicted model, not a curated record